This is a messenger RNA of Pollicipes pollicipes, 2616 nucleotides long. RefSeq names its product rhotekin. NCBI's taxonomy places the organism in Eukaryota, Metazoa, Arthropoda, Thecostraca, Pollicipedomorpha, Pollicipedidae. Gene Ontology annotation, biological process: actomyosin contractile ring assembly; mitotic cytokinesis; septin ring organization. The record is from RefSeq and is a predicted model, not a curated record. Gene Ontology annotation, cellular component: actomyosin contractile ring. The transcript is spliced from 9 exons. Bases 387 to 1826 code for a protein of 479 amino acids.
GGUGUGUUGGUGCGGGUGGUCCCGGGAGUGGAACCAGAGACGAAAGAGAGUGAGUGGCAGGGCCACGUGUGAUCGGGCGGCGCCCCCUCCCUGGCUUGCGCGCCGCCCUCGCCCCGGAGCCCCGAGAUCCUGUCGGCCCGCUCAUGAGAGCCGUCGGAGAUUUGAAUCGGCGGUCGGUAGCGGCUGCCAUUUGAAUCGCUCGCGGGUUGGGGCCGUCGCCGCUCAGCACAGGCAGGCAGCACGCGCUCUGCAGUCUUCUCGGAGCAGCGCAGUUGGGCACCUCUCACUGGUGUUGGGAAGGUGAUUGGUUGUCAGCCAACCCGAAGCAGCUUUCCUUGGCAGUGGCUUUUAAGGCCGGUAGAUAAGAGAUUUACCAUCGGGGCACGAUGACCGCGUGCUUCCCGUCCCCGGCGGCCAUGGUGGGAGGCCACAGGGAGCGUCACGCCAGCAGCCACACGUCGCCGCCCAAGCUGGACGUGAUCCAGGACCUGGACCUCUACUACAUCCGUCAGCUGGCGCACAACAACAAGGAUUAUGACCUCGAACAGAAGAUCGAUGUGGAGAUCAAGAUCCGAGAGGGCUCGUCACGCCUGCUGGCCGCCUGCAAACACCCGCAGCAGUCGCUGGAGGCGGCCAAGACGCUGCUCACCUCCAACGAGCGCAUGGCCAGCUACCUGACGGAGCUGCAGUGCCGGAGGGACGCGGCACAUCCUAUCAAGCGGCGGCCGCACCUGGCGCGUCUGUGCGUCUCGGACGUGCGUAUGCCACUCAUCUGGAAGGAGGAGGACCACUUCCGGAACCGCGGAGACUUCCGGCGCUUCGCUGUCUUCUGCCUGGUGCGCGUCGGCACGGACAUCUUCGACACGACGCUGGUGAACCCCGUGGACCGGUCCAUGACGGAUGUCUGCUUUGACGACGUCUUCGUUUUUAAUCACGUGCCGCCGGACUUCACCUGCUCGCUGGAGGUGUACAGUCAUGUGCUACACGAGGACCUGAGCAUCGCCAGCACGCCGCGCAAGAUCCGGCAGACACUGCACAGCUCCAUCAGUCGUACAGUCGGCAAACGACUGGCCGCCAGCCUCAAGGACGAGCUCAGCGUCGAGAACAGCGGUCCGCAAUUCAACUGCAUCGCUCGCGCCAACCUGCACGUGCAGCAGGUGGACGAGACGGUGCGGUCGCACGACCUGACCCUGGCAGGUCAGGAGGCCAAGGCCGACCUGCCGCUGUUCGGGCAGAUCUGCUGCAGGCUGGCCGCCCAGCCCAACGUACACCUGGCCGACUCGGCCGCCGGCGCCGUCUCAUUGCAGCGGAGAGGCGCCUGGUGCCCGGCCUGGGCAGCUCUACGAGGCUACCAGCUGAGACUGUGGCCGUCGGCAGAAUCUAGUCCAGAGGGCGACGCCGAGCCGCUGCUCACCGUCCCCGUUAAUAAGGACACGGAGCUGGCGGCGGGCGCCGACGGCGAGCGCCAGCUGACGCUACGGCCGGAGCGGGGCGAUCGGCCGGCGGUGGCGCUCCGCCUCAGCUCGGAGGACGAGCUGGCCGUCUGGCGGGACGCCCUGGAGGCCUCCGUCACCGGCAGUCGGCUGUGGCGCCGCGCCGGCGAGCAGGAGAUGACGAUGCUGACGCCGUCUGUGCGCCUGUCCGGCCUCGGCCAGCGGCCGCGACUGCGCUCGCUGUACGAGCACGUAUCUCUGAAGGACGACUGCGCCUCGCCCGACCUACCACCGCCGCCGCCGCCGCCGCGGCCGCGCGCUCAGAGCUCCUCCGGCAUAGCCUCUUUCAUUCGCUGGGGAUCUCUCCGCAGCAGACGGAAGCUCAACUCCUGAAUACCACCGCCAGGUGGCAGCGAAUCUGCUGCCAUUCGGCAUUCAGAGAAGCUAGUGCCGGGGCCGAGUCACAGGGACCAUGUAGAGCUUAGCUGAAGUCUGAUUUGUAAGAAAUGCCCUUCUUUGUUUCUGUCGAGAUCCAUCGCAUUUAUCACGCCAUCAUGACGCCGGAUACAUCGCCUAGCUGCCGGGAGCCCAUGACCUGGAGAGAUGUGUCUAGCAGGUGCCUGUGCCCAGUCAGUACCGACAAUCAAGUGGUCAUGCGCAUGCCGUUGUGGGUUUUUUAAGGAUCCUUUACAUUUACCGUUAGGAAAAGCUGACCAAGCUGUGUGCUGUCUAGUUAUUACAUACCACCUCAGACAUCGCCCUGAGUAUAACUGUGCAUUCCUUCAGUAUGGGGAUCAAGGUAUGCUACUUAAAUAACUACAUGUGCUAACAGGUCCAAGUGACUAGGCUGAACGGUAAAUAGCCUAGCAUUUAAGGGAUAAAUUCCGGUAAUUUUAUGGUCCAGUUCCAAUGGUUUGGACUAACCGCCAGGACGCACUCCGUGGCGACAGUGGGUCUUGGUUUCAAAUCACUCCAGGCAGGCGCGUUCUUCGGGUGCAAUGAACCAGUUAUCGUUCCUACUCUCUGUAAAUAGAUUUAAUAGACUUUCGGAUGCUACUCUUGUUAGCUGAUGUUCCCCGCGGCGGUUUUGUGAUGACAGCACGGUGCCCCUGCGUUGUCUCGUGGCCAGUGAGUGGUGAGAGUGUCUUAGUGUCUAGCAGACAAUAAAGGUUUUUGUUGAUGG